AUGGCUGAUGGUGGCAUGGGUAACGAAUCUACAAAAUGCCCUGCCUAUUCAUCAACUUCUCAGAAAAAGCUACUUUGUUUCUCAAGAACUAUAAAUGUAGAGAGAAAAGCACCCCACCGACAGUGGAGUCGCAGCAGCAUAAUGGAAGGAAAAGUCCCUCACAUAAGGAUGGAGAAUGGCUCUGCUAUUGAGGAAUUCUAUACCUUUGGAAGAGUACUGGGACAAGGGAGCUUUGGAAUGGUCAUUGAAGCUACACACAAGGAAACAGGAACAAAAUGGGCAAUAAAAAAAGUAAAUAAAGAAAAGGCUGGAAGCUCUGCUGUGAAGUUACUUGAACGAGAGGUGAACAUCCUAAAAAGUGUAAAACAUGAGCACAUCAUACAUCUUGAGAAAAUAUUUGAGUCGCCUAAGAAAAUGUACCUUGUGAUGGAGCUUUGUGAGGAUGGAGAACUCAAAGGAAUUCUGGAUAGGAAAGGACAGUUCUCAGAGAAUGAGACAAGGUGGAUCAUUCAGAGUCUUGCAUCCGCUAUAGCAUAUCUUCACAACAAGGAUAUAGUACACAGAGAUCUAAAACUGGAAAACAUCAUGGUUAAAAGCAGCUUUAUUGAUGCUAACAAUGAAAUGAACUUAAACAUAAAGGUGACUGAUUUUGGCUUAGCAGUAAAGAAACAUGGUUCCAGGAGUGAGGGCAUGAUGCAGACCACAUGUGGGACUCCUAUCUAUAUGGCACCAGAAGUUAUCAAUGCCCAUGACUAUAGCCAGCAGUGUGACAUUUGGAGCAUAGGUGUCAUAAUGUACCUCUUGUUAUGUGGAGAACCACCCUUUUUGGCAAAUUCAGAAGAGAAACUCUUUGAAUUAAUAAGAAAAGGAGAGCUACAUUUUGAAGAUCCAGUCUGGGAUUCCAUAAGUGACUGUGCUAAAAGUGUUUUGAGACAACUUCUGAAAAUAGAUCCUGCUCACAGAAUCACAGCUAAGGAACUACUAGAUAGCCAGUGGUUAACAGGUAAUAAAGUUUCUUCGGUGAGACCAACCAAUGUACUGGAAAUGAUGAAAGAAUGGAAAAAUAACCCAGAAAGUGAUGAGGAAAACAAGACAGAUGAGAAGACUAAUUGGUCCUUUCAAGAAAAAUUGAAAAGCAAUCAAUUCAGGAAAAAGUCCCAUGAUGUCCAUAACACUUCACUUGAGAAGGAAGAAAAACAGUCCACUGCUGAUGAAAAGAAGAUAGUUACAACUAAUAAGAAAGCAAAUACAGACAACUGGGGCUCUUCAAGCUCCAAAUAUAGCAAAUUCCUCCCAGCUGAACUCAAGGAAGAACUAGGGAAAAACCCUGGGACUUCAAGCCAAGGAGUAGCAACCAAGCCCCCUGCUAAAUCCACUUCUCUGUCUCGAGGCAAAAAAAAAACCUAAGAUCCCCUCCCAUGCUGAACUGUACAAAAACAAGAUGCUCCUUCUAGUGCCAACAGGAGUAUUAGAAGGGCAAGGAUGGCCUUUUAACUCCACUGAGCCCUGCCAUGUGUUUGUACCAGUUUAAAAUUGAAGCUAGUUAUCUCCAAAGCAGCGCAAACUGCACGGGGCAUGACAGCCUCCAAUCAUCCUGAUGGUUGCUGCAGCUGAAAUCAACUCAAGGUAUUUGAGGGUUGUUUAGGGGACAGAUGCCCUUGGGGCAUAGCUGUGGGCAUACUUGCUCUGUUCUGUUUCACCUCCUUAUAUUUAGGCACAGUUAUUUAUAAGGAAAAACAAGAGGCCCAAUAUGGCAGUGGAAGGCCCGAAUAAUUAUGUGCGCUUGCAGUAGAAGACUUUGUUAGGAAAUGACUAACAAACCUGCCCUAGGCAGAAGUGCUUCAGUCCUUUGCAUGUGUCCUUGUGAUUUUAGUUGCUAUAGAUUGCUUAAGACAACUUCUUUUAAACAUAGAAAUAUAAGAUGUUUUGUAACUGCUUGCCAUUCACUUGCUGCUAAAAAUAUUGAUUAAAUCAUUUCAUUGUGUUGAUAAAAAUCAA
Molecule: messenger RNA, 1998 nt
Organism: Dipodomys spectabilis (banner-tailed kangaroo rat)
Lineage: Eukaryota; Metazoa; Chordata; Mammalia; Rodentia; Heteromyidae
Gene: Stk33
Product: serine/threonine kinase 33
Exons: 12
Coding region: 1-1407 (468 amino acids)
Biological process (GO): protein phosphorylation; mitotic DNA damage checkpoint signaling
Cellular component (GO): cytoplasm; nucleus
Molecular function (GO): ATP binding; protein serine/threonine kinase activity
Source: RefSeq, a predicted model, not a curated record